AUGUCGUCGUCGUCGCCGUCGGCUUAUGCCUUCAAACCAGGCGGCUCACUCAAACUUAAAGGCGAUGACGGAAAGAAGGACAAGAAGACGAAGAAGAAAGUCAAGUCUUCCCUCUCAGAAGAAGUCAAGCACGCAUCCACCUCCUCCGCAUCACACUCUUCGUCGAAAACAAAGGCGAAAUCGCCCGAAGCUGACGAAGCCGAAGAGAAGGACCCACAGGAUCUGGCUGAAAGCAGCAGCACAACUCCCAGUGGUAGGAAGAUGACGGAAGCAGAACGCAAAUUCGAACAAGUCAGGAGGAAGCGUAUGCAACAACGCAUUGCAAAGGAAGCAAGAACGUCGCAUAAAGAGAAAGUGGAUGCUUUCAAUGCCUACCUUGGAUCGUUGUCUGAGCAUCAUGAUAUACCGAAGGUCGGGCCUGGUUGA
Molecule: messenger RNA, 426 nt
Organism: Ustilago hordei
Lineage: Eukaryota; Fungi; Basidiomycota; Ustilaginomycetes; Ustilaginales; Ustilaginaceae
Exons: 2
Coding region: 1-426 (141 amino acids)
Cellular component (GO): nucleolus
Source: RefSeq, a predicted model, not a curated record